CUACAAUCAGGUUGUUGAGGAAAUCAGCAAAAACCUUGUUGGAAGAUGUAUAGUGUAUUGUGCAUCACCUAAAAUUUGUGAAGAGCUGAAAACUUAUAUAGCAAAUGAAAUUUCAAAUCAUGAGAUUGGUCUUUAUCAUGGAAAUUUAUCUGGAGAAGAAAAACGUAUGUCAUUAAUGAAAUGGAAAACUGGAGUAACUAAAAUAAUCAUAGCAACAAAUGCAUUUGGAAUGGGUAUAAAUACCCCAAAUGUAUACCUCAUAAUCCAUUUCAAUUUUCCUUUGAGUCUUGGUCAAUAUAUUCAAGAAAGUGGGAGAGGAGGAAGAAAUGGCCCACAAUCAAAAAGUGUUAUUUUGUAUUCAAGAAGUGAUUUCAAAUUAUUGUAUGGAAUCAUUUCUGAAUUGAGAGAAGACAUUGGGGAAAAUGCAGUUCGUCAAAUGGCAAAUUGGCAUAUUAAAUAUUAUAAAUCAGAUUAA
Entrophospora candida is the source of this 475-nucleotide messenger RNA. The record is from the annotation of a GenBank genome assembly. NCBI's taxonomy places the organism in Eukaryota, Fungi, Glomeromycota, Glomeromycetes, Entrophosporales, Entrophosporaceae.